Messenger RNA from Peronospora matthiolae, 597 nucleotides. The record is from the annotation of a GenBank genome assembly. NCBI's taxonomy places the organism in Eukaryota, Oomycota, Peronosporomycetes, Peronosporales, Peronosporaceae.
AUGCUGCAUGACCGGGUCCAGCCAGGACUACUUCAGAGCAUCGGCUCCCCGGGUGCCAACAGGCUGUACCCGGGUUCUACGACGUGUGAGACAGCUUCACCCGCCCUCCAACCAGCUCCCGACGGCCCCGUCGCCGCCCAGAGCCCCGCGGAUGUUGCUGCUCGACCCGGCAGGGCAGCAGAAAUGCUGCCCGACUUGGUUGAGAAUGGGUCAGCGCUUUUAGCCGCAACGGCCCGCGCCUUGGGUGCCUCCCAUGGCCCCAGCGACCCCGAAGACAGCGACAGCAACGACGGGAUGGCGUCUGACGACACCGACGCCUCUUCGUUGGACAACGACGCUGCUACCGCCCGCCCAAGUGAUGACGACCGGCUCGGCCAGGUAGCUACGGAGCUGCCUGCCCGAGAUGGAUACACUGCAGUGGCCACGGCCGCUCCCGUGGGCACACGCGCUACCACCAGCGAGGCCGUGUCCACUGCAGCAAUUGUUUCUGGUGUUGUUUCUGUCCCACUUACCGGCGACGACCGGCUCGGCUGGCAGGCAUCCCCGCUGCCUGACCGAGCCGGGUGUGACGCUCCGAUGCCUUACGGCGAUGAGUAG